Molecule: messenger RNA, 7908 nt
Organism: Bombyx mandarina (wild silkworm)
Lineage: Eukaryota; Metazoa; Arthropoda; Insecta; Lepidoptera; Bombycidae
Gene: rock1
Product: Rho-associated protein kinase
Biological process (GO): peptidyl-threonine phosphorylation; mitotic cytokinesis; actomyosin structure organization
Cellular component (GO): cytoskeleton; cytoplasm
Molecular function (GO): Rho-dependent protein serine/threonine kinase activity; small GTPase binding; ATP binding
Source: RefSeq, a predicted model, not a curated record
AUUAUUGUUCGAUCAUGAUCAUAGUACAUCCAUCAAAAAUUAAGCUCGAAUUGCUCAUUUUACGUUAUUUUUUUAUAUUGUGCCAACUGUAAACGUAAAUAAGUGUUUAUUAGUAGUUAGAAAUUAUUAUAUGGUAAUCAAUGAAUUCUACAUGACGUUUGUGUUUGUAAAUGUGCAUAUGCUUUGUUGUGAGAACCACCUUUAUCUUCUGUCAUUCUAUGCCGUAAGCAACUGAAAUUUUCGAUAAUGAAACACAAGUUGCCAAUCGAAUGUUAGGUUAUUGAAUAGACGAAUGCAAACGAAGCGAAAAAUAAUUCUAAUUUAUUGAUAUGUCGUGAGUAAACUAGUGAUCAUAUUCGGAGAAGCAAUUGGGAGAAUGUAUUGUAGUGUUUAGCCUUAGUGGCCACAGAGAUCAAGAACACAACAGGAUGGAAGUGAAGGAUGAGGAUCGCAUGAGGCGUCUUCAUGCGUUGGAGGAACGUUUGUGUGACCCCCGUUCCACCGGUAAUGUGGACUGUCUACUGGAUACCGUCACUGCGCUCGUGUCCGAUUGUGACCAUCCAGCUAUUCGUCGCAUGAAAAACGUCGAAGCCUACACUAGUAGAUAUGAAGAGUUUUCUUCAGAAAUUAUUAAUCUGCGAAUGAAGGCAGCUGAUUUCCAUUUAAUUAAAGUGAUUGGACGAGGGGCAUUUGGUGAAGUACAACUAGUCAGACAAAAGUCUACCAACCAUGUUUAUGCCAUGAAACUUCUUAGUAAAGUAGAAAUGAUUAAGAGGUCAGACUCCACAUUCUUUUGGGAAGAAAGGCACAUUAUGGCCCAUGCCAACUCGGACUGGAUACUAAAAUUGCAUUUUGCAUUUCAAGAUCAUAAAUAUCUUUAUAUGGUAAUGGAUUAUAUGCCUGGUGGUGAUCUUGUCAGUCUAAUGUCGAACUAUGACAUACCAGAGAAAUGGGCAAAAUUCUACACAAUGGAGAUUGUUCUUGCUCUGGAUGUUAUUCAUGGCAUGGGAUUUGUCCAUAGAGAUGUAAAACCAGACAAUAUGUUGAUAGAUAAACAUGGCCAUUUAAAGCUAGCUGAUUUUGGUACUUGUAUGAGAAUGGGACUGGAUGGCUUAGUUCGAGCAAGCAAUGCUGUGGGAACUCCUGAUUAUAUAUCUCCUGAAGUUCUGCAGUCACAAAAUGGUGAAGGAGUAUAUGGGCGUGAGUGCGAUUGGUGGGCAGUAGGAAUAUUUUUGUACGAAAUGCUUAUUGGUGACCCUCCUUUUUAUGCUGAUAGUUUAGUGGGCACGUAUGGUAAAAUUAUGGAUCACAGGAAUUCUUUACAGUUUCCUGAUGAUGUUGAGAUCUCAAAAGAAGCAAAGUCUCUAAUUAGAGGGCUUUUAACUGAUAGAACUAAAAGAUUAGGUAGAAACAGUGUGGAUGAAAUUAAACAGCAUCCAUUUUUUAUAAAUGAUCAAUGGAGUUUUGAAAAUCUGAGGGAUUCUGUACCUCCUGUGGUGCCUGAACUCUCCAGUGAUGAUGAUACUAGGAACUUUGAUGAUAUAGAAAAAUCAGAUGCACUUGAUGAAUCCUUUCCUGUACCAAAAGCAUUUGUUGGUAAUCAUUUGCCAUUUGUUGGUUUCACUUAUAAUGGUGAUUACCAAUUGUGCACUCGCCAAAAGAAAGCAAAUGACGUAGUAGACACAAUAUCUAAUAAUCAUAUCAACAAUGAUGGAUCUGAAGCCAUAUAUCAACUAGAGAAACUGCUCGAAAGAGAAAGAGAUGGCAAACGUAAACUAGAAGAUACUCAAGCUGCCCUAUGUGCUCAGCUCGAAGAACUAUCACAGAGAGAACUACGCAAUAAAAAAAUAAUUUCUGAAAGCGAUAAAGAGGUUGCAUUACUGAGACAUGAUCUUAAAGAAAUUCAACGGAUAGCUGAACUGGAAGUAGAAUCUAGACGAAAGGCUGAAGCUAAUCUCAAUGAGGCAAAACGUCGUCUUGAAGAGGAACAAACCAAGAGAACGAAAGAAAUGAGUAAUUUACACAUAUACAACGAAAAAAUUAACGCAUUAGAAAAACAGCUCGAAGAAUUGCGAGAGAAACUAAAACAGGAGUCUGAAGCAGCAGCCAAAUCUAGGAAGCAAGCUGCCGAGCUAUCGGCUGCCCAGGCCGCUGCCGCAGCUGUCAACGACGGCACGGUAACCAGCUUGCGGGCUCAACGUGAUGCUCUCGAACGAGAGAGAAGUAUUUUAUCAGAGGAACUGAGCGAAGUUAAGGCAGCUAGACAACGUUCGGAAGCGGCGGUCACUGAGGCCACCUGCAGACUCAAUGCGGCUCAUGCAGAAUUGGAGCGCACUUCGACACGAUUAUCUCAAAUGAUCGCUGAUAACAGACAAUUAACAGAACGUGUAUCUUCACUAGAGAAGGAAUGCACUUCAUUAUCUCAUGAGUUAAGAUCAGCGCAACAUUUAUAUCAACAAGAGGUGCGUGCACAUCAGGACACGCAACGAUCUCAGCUUCUCUCUAAACAAGAAGCCAACUUGGAACUAGUCAAGACCCUGCAAACUAAGCUGAACGAAGAAAAGACUGCCAGACAACGGUCGGAAUCAGCUUGUCAAGAGAAAGACCGACAGAUGUCGAUGCUCAGCGUUGAUUACAGACAGAUGCAGCAGAGACUCCAGAAACUAGAGGGCGAACAUCGGCAAGAAAGCGAAAAGGUAUGCGGGCUGGUCGCGUCGCUGGAGCAGGAGCGCGCGGCUCGUCUGGCGGCGUCGGGCGAGGUGUCGGCGGCGGAGGCGGCGGCCCGCACCGCGCUCGCCGAGCGGGACGCGCGCGCCCGCGACCUGCACGCCGUGCGCGCCGCGCUGCACGACGCCUCCGAGAAACUAGCCGCCGCCAGCGCAGAGCGGGACAUGUACUACGCCAGGAGUGAAGAGUUGCGCUCUCAGUUGGAGAAUGAGCAACAUUACUGCCAUGUGUAUAGAAGUCAGGUCAACGAGAUCCGCACCCAGGUGGAGGAGAGUUCUCGCGCUGCCCGGGACCUCGAACAAGAAAGGUCCAGCUUGUUGCAUCAACUACAGCUCGCCAUCGCUAGGGCCGACUCUGAGGCUAUUGCAAGAUCGAUAGCGGAAGAGACAGUUGGCGAAUUGGAGAAGGAGAAGACAAUGAAAGAGUUAGAGAUGCGGGAAGCUGUGUCCCAGCAUCGCGCCGAGCUGGCGGCCCGCGACAACAUGCUGCAGGGCCUGCGGGACCGGGACCACGAGAACCGCGCCACCAUCGACCUGCAGCGGAAGGAGGUGGACGAGCUCCGGCGCAGCGGCACGGCGCUGGCGGAGCGCGUGGCGUCGCUGCAGCGGCUGCAGGACGAGCUGGACCGACUCAACAAGAAGCUCAACUCCGAGAUCAUGCUCAAGCAGCAGGCGGUCAACAAGCUCGCUGAGAUCAUGAACAGGAAAGACAUGAACCCGACUGCGGGCAAGAAUAAGAGCAAGAUGUCGGUCCGGAAGGACAAGGAUUACCGCAAGCUGCAGCAAGAGCUGACCCGGGAAAAGGAGAAGUUCGACCAGCACAUCUCGAAGCUGCAGCGGGACCUGCAGGACUGUCAGCAGCAGUUGCUGGACGAGCAGUCCACCAGGCUUAGACUUGCCAUGGAGGUUGACAGCAAAGACGCUGAGAUCGAGCAGCUGAAGGAGAAGCUCGCCGCGCUCACCAGCGAGACGGCGUCGCAGUCGUCGGCCGACGCGGAGGACGGCGAGAACGAGCAGAUCCUCGAAGGCUGGCUCUCGGUGCCGUUCAAGCAGAACAUACGCAGGCACGGCUGGAAGAAGCAGUACGUCGUCGUUUCCUCCAAGAAGAUCAUCUUCUACAACUCUGAGAACGAUAAACAGAAUACCACAGAUCCCGUCAUGAUCUUGGAUUUGAGCAAGGUGUUCCACGUGCGCUCCGUGACGCAGGGCGACGUGAUCCGCGCCGACGCGAAGGACAUCCCGCGGAUCUUCCAGCUGCUGUACGCGGGCGAGGGGGAGGCGCGCCGCCCCGACCAGCAGGACCAGCCGCAGGACUCCACCGACCAUCAAGGCAACACGGUGCAGCACAAAGGUCACGACCUGGUGAGCAUCACGUACCACAUCCCGACGGCGUGCGAGGUGUGCACGCGGCCGCUGUGGCACAUGUUCCGGCCGCCGCAGGCCUACGAGUGUCGCCGGUGUCGGAUGAAGAUCCACGCGGAGCACCUGACGGAGGGCGAGGGCGUGGCGGCGUGCAAGCUGCACGCGGACCGCGCGCGCGAGCUGCUGCUGCUGGCGCCCGCCGCGCCCGAGCAGCGCCGCUGGGUGGCCCGCCUGGCGCGCCGCGUGCAGCGACACGGCUACCGCGCCGCGCACCACAACCACGACCAUCGCCUCUCGCCCAGGGACUCUAUGCGCUCGAACCUGAAGUCGGCCGCGCACCUGAACGUGUCCCAGCGCAGCUCCACGCUGCCCGCCAACGCGUCCAUGCAGCGGCAGUGACGUCACCCGCCCCGCCGGACGCGGCGCCAUCUAAGGAAUUGAUUUAUCGGCUUGUUUCGUCGCGAUUACGGUUUUUUUUAUACUAACAUUUUUGGGUCUUUUAGUUUAGAGAAAAUGUUACGUUCUGUUUGAAAUGCGCUUUAAAUCGAAGUUCCACUGGAGGAAACGUUGCAAAAUCGUUUUUGAUCUGGCUGACGUUAGGAAUUUAUAUUGAAUCUUUGAUAUUUUGUACCUACCAUGAUCCGUUGUAUAAAAGUAGCUAGUCUUAAAAAUUAAAGUUAGGUCGAAAAAUUUUUUUUAAUUCUAAAUUAUAUCAGCGUAACAGCUGUGAUAGUUAUUGAAAAUGUUGAUAUUUUGUACUUAUUAAAGUUUACCGUUGAUCCAGCGGUCACCCCUCAAUUGUAUAGGAAAGACAUUAAUUUAAAUAAUUUUCUAAAUCGCACGGGCAAAUACGGUGGUGCUAUAUUUCGAACUAUGUCUGCAAUUCAUCGCGCCCCUGCCGGUGUGCUUUUACGCUUUACAUACUUGCAUUCACAAAAUUUCGGAACUGUUGUAAGCUUACACUAACAUAAGACAAAAAAAAGAACUCCAGUAAUGCUGAUUUUUACAAUCGUUUAGCUCAUUGGAAACUAGAACGAAUAAUUCCAAAAUACUUUUUUCAAAUUUCAAACUCCCCACGAUAAACAACAUAACAAUUUUUGGAUUGUUUUUAUAUAUUUGCAUUUUAGUUAUAUCAUACAAUUGUUUGUAAUCAAGAUUAUCGGUAUCGGAAAAUUAAUUUACCAGACAUCAUUUAUUUUAUGGACAAGUUAUUUCUCAUCUUUGUUAUCGGCUUGAUAGGAAAACGGUAUCUGAAGUCGUACCCUUUAGCUUUGAAUUUAAAAAAAAAAUAUUACAGGUAUUCUACAGCCGCUAACAUCCGACUGCACAUUUCAAUGAACUGUAGUCGGACUAAAUAAAUUUGAGCAAUUAUUGCAUUGUUUUUCACCAUUAAAUACUUUUUGUUUUUUAUAUUACCUCUCUCUUGCUUAUCAUUGAUUAUAGUUUAAUUUAUAUGUUGUAUUAAACUGAACAGGGAUAUUAAGACAAAUAAAUGUUAAUAAUAAUAAUAUGUAAUACUAUAAUUAGAGAUUGUGUUAAUAGUUAAUGACGACAACUGCGUCUGAAAUCUAGAUACAUUUAUUUUUUAAAAGCCGUAUAAUGUUUUGUGUAUUCCGAAUUGCCUAAAUAAAUGUAAUUUUUUACUAACUACUACAGUUACUACUAUGAGGGACCCAUAAAAUUUAGAAUAAGUUCAUUGUACACAUUGUCCCUUAAGCAUUUUCAGAUGAACGAAUAAACGGUGCCAUACAUUUUUAAUAUUCCGAACUGAGCCGUCAUAAAUAUUUUGCUCAAACGAGAUAGUACUUUAAAAUUUAAAUUCAGCGUGAUACUUAAUUUUUUUAAGAUUCUCUUUGUGGGCUUCCUUAUUGGAUCAGUUGUUUGUGUAUUCUAAAAUACGAAAUCGAUGUAAUAUAAACGUUUCAAGCCUAAAGCGAAUGUGAUGCGUAGGUUAUCAAAACUAAGCUUCGGCCUAUUGUUAGGUGAAUGUUGCGUCUAUAGGUCUGAGUAAAUUUAAAUUAUUCGAAAGCAAUAAUUCGAGUGUCUUAUAAAUAAAUGCUCUAUGAUUUUGAUACUCUAUUUUUGUCCUUUUGAAGGUGGUGCCAAAAUAUUUGAAGUUUGGUUCCAAUAUAUAUAUAUAUAUAUAUACAUAUAUACGAUGCGUGUUGCUUGAUGUUGUACAGCUCUCGGAUAAUUCUCAUUAGUAUUGUUAUUGAAAUAUCAACACCAACGUUAUUUAGCUUAAAGCUCACGUUUUCUAGAAACACCAACGGGCCUUGUUACAUGAAAAUAUAAGUUGUGAUUUGAAAGUACAAAAUAUAGAGGGGAGUUGAAGAACUGAAGUGCGGUGGGGAGGGUGGGUGCAGUCUCGUGCUGUCACAAGCCGCGUGACGUCACGCGCGAGGCAGAUCACCCGCGGUGCUAGAGGGAAGUGUCUCCAGAACAUUGUUACUGCUUUUUCUUGUUGAACUUAACAAUUCUGUGCCUACAGUUAUAGUGCAGUAUAAUAGUGCAAAUGUCCAAUUUCGUCCCGGAUGAAUUUAUUAAACAAAAAUGAUUCAUAAAAAACGGUUCUUAUCUGGAGACAGAUAAAGAUGGAUAUCUAAAAAUACAGUACAAAUUUGGAUCAUGUCUCGUUUAUAAAUUCGUUUAGGACAAAAUUCUUAUGAACAAACGGUACAGAAAUCGUGAAAUGCUCCGUAUGAUGAUCGGUCUGCACACUGUUUACAUUCCUUCAACGAAAUCUAUGUUGAAUUUUGUUUACUUUAGUUUAUAGAAUGACUCGAGUACGUUAACAGUUGCUUGUUCAGAAAUCGCUUCACGUUUUUUUUUUCUAUUAUAUAGUAGAGUAAGUUUGAAACAAUCUCCAUCGUUCACGUACUGACACACGAAUUUCAAAUUAUGUACUUAAGUGUUUUGAUAAAUUGAAAUUCAUCGUAGGUUUACGCUUAUUUUUUGAAUGCAUUUUUUUUUAUAAUACUUUUUUUUUUAAAUUAGGGCAGCUAUUGCAUUGUUCGCGUUAUUUCAUUCCAUAAUUAUUGUGUCGUGAUUAUUUUUUUUUUGUGGUCAACGAGUUCGGAAAUGGUUCUUUUUUGUUGCCAAAGAAAUUUUUUUGAAAUUUCGAUUUUAACAAAAUGAAGCAGUUUGUUGUGUUCGAAUGAUUAAAUUACAUGUUAUUCAUUUUGCUUGUCAUUAAAUUAAUGCAGAUAAUAGUUGUUAUUUCAUUACUUAUGCAUAAUUAAUUAUAUGAGCAUUUUUAAAAUAUGACAUUUUCCGGGAGUAUUUUUGUUGUUUGUUGACGCGAAACUGUUAAAGCGAAUCUAGAAAUACUCCCGUUUGUCUUUAACGAUUAACACUAAUGGACAAUGUAAAGUCAUCAUGUAAAUUAUUUAUAUUAAUAAUAUUAUAAUUGAAUUGCAUCAUUCAUUAUCGUAACGUUUUAUUUAUCAUGCUAAUGUUAUAAGUUCCUAACUAGCUAGCUUUUCAUUUGUAAAGAAGCCGCGUUAGGCCUAUCGCUGGCUUAGUUUCGGCAACAGUUCAAUUAGUCUGUAAUAGUGCCGGGGCCUCUGCAAGUCCGUGACGCGCGGACUUGUCUAUGGUCGGAAUGCAAUACGGAGGAACCACGUGCCUUAGAGCUGCGGCCCGAUCCCAUAUCAUUUAGACUAACUUGUGUAUCAAUAAUAAAUUCAAAAUGUACAUAAUGUUUUGAAAUAAAUCAAUAUUUUAUGGAUUUAUUAAGGAUUUUGUAUAUUGUAAAGAUUAUUAAUUUUAUCAUAAAAUUAAUGCCUAGCAAAUAAGUGCUACAUUUGUGGAAAAAAUA